Messenger RNA from Olea europaea var. sylvestris, 658 nucleotides. RefSeq names its product histone H2A.1-like. Lineage: Eukaryota; Viridiplantae; Streptophyta; Magnoliopsida; Lamiales; Oleaceae. The record is from RefSeq and is a predicted model, not a curated record. Gene Ontology annotation, molecular function: DNA binding; structural constituent of chromatin; protein heterodimerization activity. Bases 114 to 563 code for a protein of 149 amino acids. The transcript has 2 exons. Gene Ontology annotation, cellular component: nucleosome.
UUUUACCAUCACAGAAUACUCCAAAAUUCAAACAAAGCUCAAAAGGUUCUCAAAAUAUUUUUCCCUCUCAAAACUCAGAAAUUUUGAUCUCGUCAAUUUUUCAAGAACAUAUAAUGGAAUCUGCAAAGACAACAAUUACGAAGGGUGCCGGAGGCCGAAAGGGUGGCGAAAGGAAGAAGUCCGUACCCAAAUCGGUGAAGGCUGGGCUGCAAUUUCCGGUGGGUCGAAUCGCUCGUUUCCUCAAAAAGGGCCGGUACGCUCAGCGAGUUGGUAUCGGAGCCCCGAUUUACAUGGCUGCUGUGCUUGAAUACCUCGCUGCUGAGGUGUUGGAAUUGGCUGGAAAUGCUGCACGGGACAACAAGAAGAGUCGAAUUAUUCCGAGGCAUGUGCAAUUGGCUGUAAGGAACGAUGAAGAACUGGGAAAAUUGCUGCACGGUGUAACAAUUGUAAGCGGUGGAGUUUUGCCAAAUAUUAACCCGGUUCUUCUGCCAAAAAAAUCCAAUGAGUCCGAGGAUAAGUCCGCCAAGUCCCCAAAGGCUUCCAAAUCUCCAAAAAAAGCUUAGAUUUCUAGCAGUUCGACUAUGUCUUUCUGUUUUUGCGAAUGUAGAAAUUUAGAUUUUAAUGAAAAAUGCUUUGCCAUUUGUGUUGGUGCACUUCA